UCUCGGCAGGAGCGGCGGAGUUCCCCGACAGCCCGGACGGCCCGUUGCGGGGGCGGGAGGGUCACGCCGCUCCGCGUCGGGCACUUUUGCGCUUCCACCGACUUUUUCUUCCCUCCUCCUUCCCUUCUCCUCCCCUGGCCGCUCCCAGGUGCGGGCAGGCGCCGGCUCCUCUCGCAGUCCGGCCGGGGAGCGGGCGAGUGCCGCCGUCGGGUACCUGUCACCAAGCAGUCUUCCGUUUUGAAUUAUUUGAGAGCAGCAUUCAAGAGUCUGCUUUAAGAAGAUAAAACGUGAUUUUUAACUUACAAAGAAGAAUUGGUGGUGGCAAAAAGUGUAAAAACUACCCUGUGAGAAGGAAGAGGGAAAGAAGUAACAACAACGAAAUCAAGAUACAAUGUCUGCUCCAAGUGGUGCCCCUAUCCCAUCUGCACCACCUUCUUAUGAGGAAACAGUAGGAAUCAAUGUGAGCUAUCCUCACCCCUAUCCUGUCCCAGAACAUGGCCAGAAACCUGAUGGGAAGGGAAUGAACCCUCCCCCAUACAUGGGACAGCCUGCGGCAGUGAAUAACCCCGUUACAGUUCAGACAGUGUUAGUGCAGCAACCAGUAGUAUUUUAUGACCGCCCGAUUCAGAUGUGCUGCCCCUCCUGUAACCAGAUGAUAGUGACACAUCUCUCGUAUGACUCCGGAGCUUUGACUUGGCUGUCAUGUGGUGGCCUCUGCCUGCUGGGGUGUAUAGCCGGCUGCUGCUUAAUUCCCUUCUGUGUUGAUGCCCUAAAGGAUGUGGAUCACACCUGUCCGAAAUGUGGAGUUCUUAUUGGUUCUUACAAACGCUUAUAGGCAGUGUUUGAACGCUGAUAAUUGAUUGAUGAAGUUGGUUAGCACCUCUACAAGACCUUUCUGAAGCUUCACGGAGACUUCUGGUUGUUUCUAUGCAUUCUAUCACUGGAAACCAAUCAAAAGGAAUGAUUAUUGCUAGAUUGUUUGAAUAAGAAUUUGCUUGAGCAGAUUCUGAUGUAGGUCUGUAAAAAAUACACGUUAUCUUUAUAGGCCACUCAGUCCAGCACCAGCUGAUAGCAACUAAAUUUUUCCCCUUUCUGCUUUAUGCAAAACAGGUUUGUGAUGUUCUUCAGUUGAUCUUGUCUCAGUGAUGUUGCACACUGGUGUGCUUGCUUACAGUCUGGGCACAGACCAAGAGGAGAAUGUCUAUGGAGACCCAUGUAAUAGUCUCAUGGUCGAUGUUGAUGCUUUUGCAACAGCACUGUUUACAAACUGGUAGGAAGCUGCUUGCCUCUGAGACAGGUGCCCCACUCUGACAAAAGAAUUGAUUUGUUGGAAUCUUUUCAUGAGCACUAAAAUUCACUUUAAAACUUUCUUAGUUGAAAGAGAACCAAACCUAAAGGCUUCUUCCUUCAUGGAAGCUGAUUUACCAAAUGGACAACUCAGGUUAUUGUGCAUCAAUGGUGAUUCAAUCUAGUACCUGAAUUUCCUUGCCAGUUUCAAGUCCAGUCAUAUCUCUGCUCUGUAGUAAGGAUUUUUAUACAGGAAUUCUUAAUUUCAAUGGAUUUUGGUUGGUUGGAUUCUUUUUACUGCUGCUUUAUGAGUCUGUGAAGUGUUUUCUCCAGCCCAGUGGAGCCUUGGUUACAGCAUUGGAAAACUUCCUUGUAUCUUUACAUGAGUCAACUGAUAACUCAUAAACAGAGUUCAGCCUUACCUUAAGGCUUGAAUUCCACCUGUAAAACACAGAUACGGGACCUGGGCUUUUAGUUGUUGAUCUGUUUGUUAAUUACUGUUUCUUCAUUAAGAAAGUAACAUGUUUGUUAAGAAGGUUCUCUCAUGAUUAUUUAGACUUGUACUCUGAUAUUUUUUUAAAUGAUUUUUCUAAAUGAAAGAGGAGUUUUGUUUUCAGAAACUUAAGAUGGAUGUGCUUAUUUAAGGUGAUGAUCACAAAAAAAUUAGGGAAUGAGGCUCUAAAGGUUGAAGUAUUUUACCAUGUCAUAAGCAGCAGACUUGGUCUAAACACCAUCUAGAUGCUUUUGAAUGAUACCUGUCUAGAAAAGGCAGACAGGUGAUUGAACAAGGCUAUGAUGCUAACACUGUAUUAAUCUCUGUAAAAGUAAAAAAGCUAAAAUAAAUACAAAUAAAAAUUAUUGCAUUUACUGUC
Calidris pugnax (ruff) is the source of this 2159-nucleotide messenger RNA. It is a transcript of the gene LITAF, whose product is annotated as lipopolysaccharide-induced TNF factor. Bases 392 to 835 code for a protein of 147 amino acids. The transcript is spliced from 6 exons. Gene Ontology annotation, biological process: regulation of cytokine production. Lineage: Eukaryota; Metazoa; Chordata; Aves; Charadriiformes; Scolopacidae. Gene Ontology annotation, molecular function: zinc ion binding. The record is from RefSeq and is a predicted model, not a curated record.